Penicillium daleae is the source of this 1485-nucleotide messenger RNA. RefSeq lists its product as uncharacterized. The transcript has a single exon. Lineage: Eukaryota; Fungi; Ascomycota; Eurotiomycetes; Eurotiales; Aspergillaceae. Bases 1 to 1485 code for a protein of 494 amino acids. The record is from RefSeq and is a predicted model, not a curated record.
AUGAGUUCCAUGAGGGCUCCUUUGGGAAGUAUCGAUACGCGCCUAACCAUGACUGAUACUCUUGCAAACGAUCCGCUCGCCUUCUCAUUCGCAUCCAUCGUCGCAUUCGAUAACGCGCUGCAGCCUGAUGAUCAGCCACUGGACUGCAAAGGAAUCGCUGAAACCAAAAUGAAUAAUCGAGUCCAGUUCGUGUCUGACACGUCUCAUGAACCGACUUACGCUCGAGGCAUCGGCAAGCCAUAUCCUCGACUAGAAUUGGACGUCGCCAUGGACAAUUGUCACUCGCUGGAUGGCUUCGCCGAACCUGUGAACCCACGAAAUACACCGGCCACAACCAGCUGUUGUGAGAGCCCUGAAGAUUCAGCUCGACCUGUUGAGCCCCGUGGGAUGCGUACCAGCUCCGCGCCGCAAAUUCAGUCUUUGGCUUUCGAAUGGUUCGACGGAAAAUCAGAGGGACACAUGACAUACGUUGACGACGAUGCAGAUAGCGGAAUCAAAGCCCAGAGACGCCGAUUCUCAGCCGAUGAUGAGCCCCGCGCCUCUUCUAGCAUCAUCCCUUCAAACGACAUCGCUCAAACUACUCGCACAGGUUCCGCUGAGAAAAUCGAUGACAGCCAUCUACAUGUGCCUUGCGUGCGACCUUCUCCAAAGCCGCACCCAGCUCGUGCUGGCUAUUCCGUCCCUAUGGUGGAGCGAAAGGUUGACUACCUUGCUUCCACUUCACCUUCUCACCGCCAGUUCAAGCAUUACAAGAAGUGGAGAGGCUCAAGUCGUGCUCUUGUCCACCGUGUCUCACCCUAUCGUAGCCCGCCAAAGGUAUCAAAGGUCCGACUUCUGGAUGGACAACCUGAUGUCCCGUCCUCAUCUCUUUUGUCUUUGCCGGGCCAUCAAGGAGAUCCCGGAGGUCCGACAAGUGAGACCAAUCCGAGCCAGGAGACUGUUGAACACAAUGUCCCUAUGAAAGUGAAGGAUGUUGCCAAUGGCCCGACAGACGUCAACGUUGGCACACCAAAUGCCCGGGUUUCUGAUCUUGUGGGACUCUCUCUUUCGAUCUAUCGGGUUCGGCAUCCUGGACAACAGCCAGCUCUGAGUAUGAACGGAAGUGCAUUCCAAGUCGAAAUGACCUCCACGCCAUUUCCUUGCCCCACCACAGGCCAUGAAGGAGAGGAGGUGGAGCAUGCUGGGGAUCGCCCAGAGUCUGAGGAUUUGGUAUUUCAUACCUACCUGGUCUUGCCUGCCUUCGUUGCACGCAUCCCUAUGGCCACAUUUUCCGUCGUGAAAAGGGCCAAGACCUCGCGGCUUGGUACAAUUCUCCUCUACCUGGAAAAAAUGUUCUGGUCCGUGGUCAUUGCAUUUUUCCUUGCCUUUUUGGCCAAGUUCGGCCGGCCGGGGCGCAGACCGGGAAGUGACCCUGGUGGCCUGGGACUGGACCCAAGGGCGCAAGUGCGUCACGCCGUUGAGCCAGUGACUUCUCCCGUGUCAUGA